UUGUGGGUGCGGGGAGUGGAAUUUUGGAACGAAAUGUAGCAAAGAGAAGUACAGUAGUAAGAGUAAGACCUGAGGUGCGGCCGGCCGUGGGGGCGCGCCGGGGAGCCGGGGACGCUGCACCCCGGUUUAUGAUCGCAGGGGACCCCAGUCCGUCAAAGCAGCAGAGGGAGGAGACGCCUGAGGACGCGCCCCGGCCCGGUCCACGUUCUCCUCAGGAAGCUGGACUCUAUGGGGCGGGACCCCGAAAGGCACUGAGCAGACGCUGGAGCCAGCCCCGAACCCCUGAACCUCGACUCAGGGGCGCCCCGGGAGCAUCCCCCCGUGGGCGCGCCACCUUCCCUCCGCGCAGCCAUGAGUGAGACGGUCAUCUGCUCCAGUCGGGCCACUGUAAUGCUUUAUGAUGAUGGCAGCAAGCGAUGGCUCCCUUCUGGCACAGGUCCCCAGACCUUCAGCCGCGUCCAGAUCUACCACAACCCCACCGCCAACUCCUUCCGAGUCGUCGGCCGCAAGCUGCAACCAGACCAACAGGUGGUUAUCAACUGUGCCAUUGUCCGGGGUGUCAAGUACAAUCAGGCCACCCCCAUCUUCCAUCAGUGGCGAGAUGCCCGCCAGGUCUGGGGCCUCAACUUUGGCAGCAAAGAGGAUGCUGCCCAGUUUGCAGCCGGCAUGGCCAGCGCCUUAGAAGCUUUGGAAGGUGGCGGGCCUCCCACAAUCCCAGCACCCCCUGCCUGGUCAGCCCAGAAUGGGCCCUCUCCAGAGGAGCUGGAACAGCAGAAGAGGCAGCAGCCCAGCCAACCAGAGCACAUGGAGCGCCGGGUAUCUAAUGCAGGAGGCCAACCUGCUCCCCCAGCCGGGGGGCCACCCCCACCUCCAGGACCCCCCCCUCCACCAGGUCCCCCUCCACCCCCAGGUCUGCCCCUCUCAGGGGUCUCAGCUGCAGGGCAUGGAGCAGGGGGAGCUCCACCCCCUGCACCCCCUCUCCCUACAGCACAGGGCCCCAGUGGUGGGGGCUCCGGGGCCCCGGGCCUGGCUGCAGCCAUUGCAGGAGCCAAACUCAGGAAAGUGAGCAAGCAAGAAGAGGUCUCUGGGGGGGCCUCAGUCUCCAGGACUGAGAGCAGUCGAAGCACUGGUGGUGGGGGGCUCAUGGAAGAGAUGAACGCCAUGCUGGCCCGGAGAAGGAAAGCCACACAGGUUGGGGAGAAGCCCCCCAAAGACGAGUCAGCCAGUCAGGAGGAGCCAGAGACGCGAGUUCCUGUCCAGAGUGAACCUGUGCGGAGACCCUGGGAGAAAAACAGCACAACACUGCCAAGGAUGAAGUCCUCAUCUUCUGUGACUACCUCAGAGGCCCACCCCUCUACGCCCAGCUCCAGUGAUGACUCUGACUUGGAGAGAGUGAAGCAGGAGCUUCUGGAAGAGGUGCGGAAGGAACUGCAGAAAGUGAAAGACGAGAUCAUUGAGGCCUUUGUCCAGGAGCUGAGGAAGCGGGGUUCCCCUUGACCACAAGGACCCAGAAGACCCACUCUCUGCACACCCGCCUGUCAACUGCUUUCCCUGCCUCAGCUUGACAAGGAAAAUUGGCUGAAGACUACACAGGAAUGCAUUCUCCCACCCCUCCCACUUGGAAGCUUCCAAGGGGUGUGGCUUUCCUCGUGCCACGCCCAUGUCCAUACUGGCUGCUGAUUGGCUAGGGAGGCCCCAUCCCUUUACUCCCUUUGGUCCUUCCCCUCUUCCAUUGGGCUGGUUCCUUUUCUGGGGAUGUACCAAGUAACCCCACAGUAAGGGGGAGGGAGGAAGGAGGGAAUGACACAUUCCCUUUUCUAGAUUCACUUUAACGCUUUAAUGCCUUGGAAUUUUUUUUUUAAGAAAAAAAAAA
Molecule: messenger RNA, 1873 nt
Organism: Nannospalax galili (Upper Galilee mountains blind mole rat)
Lineage: Eukaryota; Metazoa; Chordata; Mammalia; Rodentia; Spalacidae
Gene: Vasp
Product: vasodilator stimulated phosphoprotein
Exons: 14
Coding region: 352-1497 (381 amino acids)
Biological process (GO): actin polymerization or depolymerization; neural tube closure; protein homotetramerization
Cellular component (GO): cytoskeleton
Molecular function (GO): SH3 domain binding; profilin binding; actin binding
Source: RefSeq, a predicted model, not a curated record